AUGGUCCGACACAAGAAGAACGACGAAGAGUAUGUUGAAGAGAAGAGAUCAAGUGCGAUCGGUGACAUCCACAGGAAGGUGGGAGUUUCUUCCUUCAUCAUUGCGAGCUUCCUUGAACUCAUCCAUAAGCUCCUUGUUGAUAUUGAGAAGAUACGUAGAGCAGAAUAUAAGACGAAGAUGAAGACACAUCUCAAACGUCAUGCUCUUAUGCAACUCAUAAAUCUUCAGGGGACAGCCCUUCCACUGUUCAUAGGCGGCGUUGACGGCUUCCCACCUCCGUUUGUGGGAGCCAUAACCAUUCCUGACACAAUGCCUCUGAAAUCGGGUGAUUCUGUAGCUGCCUACGUCGAUGAGAACUGGAUCCUUGCAGAGGUUGUUGCCGUCAGUCCUACGGGUCGCUAUGAUGUAAAGGACGUCGACGACGAACAAAAGGUUCGAUUAACAAUUGCACGACGUCGCCUUAUACCUUUGCCGAAGUGGAGAGCUGAUCCAGAACGAGACGCUCAUGCCUUGUUUCCCGUAGAAGCAUUUGUGCUGGCUCUGUAUCCCCAGACAACGUGCUUUUAUAAGGGCGUUGUGCAGAGGGUACCGCAACUUGCAACCGAUGACUACUUGGUUGCAUUCGAAGAUCCUUCUUAUAACACUGGAUACUCACCUUCCUUACCUAUACCGCAACGUUACGUUGUUCCUUAUAAAGAGAUUAAAGGUAAGAAUAAGGGAUAA
Angiostrongylus costaricensis is the source of this 723-nucleotide messenger RNA. The record is from the annotation of a GenBank genome assembly. NCBI's taxonomy places the organism in Eukaryota, Metazoa, Nematoda, Chromadorea, Rhabditida, Metastrongylidae.